AUGACACCAACACGAACCGAAAACCUCGCCAGAUGGUGCACGACACUCACAUACGACGACCUCCCAGAAGCAGCCAUCCAACGCACCAAAUCCCUCUUCGUCGACUGGAUCGGCUGCGCCAUCGCCGGCCGCCACCACCCCGCCAUAGCAGCGAUAGCAGCCUUCAGCAAACAGAUGGGCCCCGCGUCUGGCAAGAGCGAGAUUGUAGAUGCCAGCGGGGGGACAAGCAGUGCUGCGUUUGCGGCGCUUGUGAAUGGCGCGGCGUCGCAUGUUGUUGAGCAGGAUGAUUUGCAUAAUUGUAGUAUUGUGCAUCCGGCAACGGUUGUGUUCCCCACGGCGCUGGCUGUAGCGCAGGAGAAGGGAGCGACUGGGAAGGAGUUCAUCACUGCUUGUGUGGUUGGGUAUGAGGUUGCUUGUCGGACGGGGGAGUAUCUUGGGAAGACGCAUUACCAGAACUUCCACUCAACAGCAACAGCAGGAACCCUCGGCGCCGCCGCAGCAGCAGCAAAGCUCCUCAACCUCGACACCGACAAGACGCUCUCAGCACUAGGCACAGCCGGAACGCAAGCCGCCGGACUAUGGCAGUUCCUACUCGACGCGACACACUCAAAGCAAGUGCACACCGGCAAGGCCUGCUUCGACGGGAUCUUCGCGGCGUACACAGCGCAGGCGGACCUGCUCGGCCCGCGCGACGUUCUCGAGGGAAAGCGGGGGAUGGGAGCCUCGCUCGUCCCAUCAGGAGCGACUAUCCCAACAGCAAUCGACGCCCUACUGGGGCAGAAAUACUCCGUGCUAGAGUCGAGCUUCAAGUGGCACGCAUCUUGCCGACACACGCAUCCCAGCGUAGACGCGCUGCUGAAGAUCGUCGAGACGCAUGAUGUGAAGAUCGGCGAUAUCGAGAGCGUCGUGGCGCGCAUGUACCAGGCUGGGAUUAAUGUGCUGUCGAUGAGCGAGCAGGCUGAGACGGUGCAUCAGAGCAAGUUCUCGAUGGGGUUUGUGCUGGGCGUUGCGGCGAAGUAUCGGCGGGCGUCGAUCAAUGAUUUCACGGAGGAGGCGCUGCGGGAUGGGGUGAUUCGGGAGUUUCAGACGAGGGUGCAGAUGGUGCUGGAUGAGCGGAUUGAUGGGAGGUUUCCGGAGGAGUGGACGGGGUGUGUUACUGUUACGACGAAGGGUGGGGAUUCCUAUACGGAGGAGGUGGAUGUGGUUAAGGGGGAUCCGGGGGAUACGUUGUCUUGGUCGGAAUUGGAGUCGAAGGUGGCUACGCUCGCGCAUUAUGCUGGUCUAACAGAUCUGGCGCCGGUCAAGGCCAUCAUGAAGCGCGUUGCUGGUCUCGAGAGUGAAAGCAAUGUGCUGGGGUUCCAAUUCUAA
Aspergillus campestris IBT 28561 is the source of this 1368-nucleotide messenger RNA. Its product is annotated as MmgE/PrpD family protein. Lineage: Eukaryota; Fungi; Ascomycota; Eurotiomycetes; Eurotiales; Aspergillaceae. The record is from RefSeq and is a predicted model, not a curated record. Bases 1 to 1368 code for a protein of 455 amino acids. The transcript has 4 exons. Gene Ontology annotation, molecular function: lyase activity.